CGUUGAUAUGUUCCAUCUCUCUUCCAUACAAUAACAUGCUUCAAUUGAGAAGUCGUGUCUUCUUCCAUCUUCAAUGUCCGCCAGCACGACGGUGAGCAAUGUUGCUUCCUCGUCCAAGUCCGGAGACAAUACUUCACAUGGCGGGAAAGAUACGGUAGCGACUGCCUCGAAGGGAGGACAAAACUACAAGGGAUUCGUAGCAGGAGUCUUCUCGGGAAUUGCGAAGCUGUCCGUCGGCCACCCCUUCGACACAAUCAAAGUCCGCCUCCAAACCUCCACCACAUCCCAAUUCAAAGGCGGCGCAGAUUGCCUCCUCCAAACCCUCCGCAAAGAAGGCGUCAAUGGCUUGUACAAAGGUGCCACGCCACCCCUGAUCGGCUGGAUGUGCAUGGACUCCAUUAUGCUCGGUUCUCUAACCCUCUACCGCCGCCUCCUCAACGAACACGUCUUCCAACCUCUCCGCGCUCGACCCGCGCAUAUCGCCUACUAUCCCGAAAUGACGCCCGAAGACCGCGCUCGCCUCCCCGUGAUCGGCCACGGUAUGGCGGGCAUCCUCGCCGGCUGGACCGUUUCGUUCGUCGCCGCACCGGUCGAACACGUCAAAGCCCGCUUGCAAGUACAGUAUCAAGCCACCAAAGCCGAGCGAGCGUACUCCGGGCCCGUCGACGCUACGAAGAAGAUCUUCGCCCAGCACGGGAUGAGAGGGUUGUAUCAUGGCCUUUUUGCGACGCUGGUAUUUCGCACGUUUUUCUGCGCGUGGUGGGGAAGUUAUGAUGUGUUCACGAGGUACUUUGAGCGGAAUACGGGGUGGAGUCAACCGGCGGUGAAUUUUUGGGCGGGAGGGUUGUCGGCGCAGGUGUUCUGGUUGACGAGUUAUCCGAGUGAUGUGGUCAAGCAGAGAAUUAUGACGGAUCCGUUGGGGGAGGGGAGGAGAUUUCCAAGGUGGAGGGAUGCGGUUAGGGAGGUUUAUCGGGAGACGGGGUGGAAGGGAUACUGGAGAGGAUUUGUGCCGUGCUUUCUGAGGGCGUUCCCGGCGAAUGCGAUGGCGUUGGUGGCAUUUGAAGGUGUUAUGCGAGCGCUCAAGUGA
Zymoseptoria tritici IPO323 is the source of this 1087-nucleotide messenger RNA. RefSeq lists its product as uncharacterized. The transcript has 4 exons. Gene Ontology annotation, biological process: transport. The record is from RefSeq and is a predicted model, not a curated record. The coding region runs from base 74 to 1087 and encodes 337 amino acids. Gene Ontology annotation, molecular function: transmembrane transporter activity. NCBI's taxonomy places the organism in Eukaryota, Fungi, Ascomycota, Dothideomycetes, Mycosphaerellales, Mycosphaerellaceae.